Messenger RNA from Pseudogymnoascus destructans, 1212 nucleotides. RefSeq lists its product as uncharacterized. The coding region runs from base 1 to 1212 and encodes 403 amino acids. The transcript has a single exon. The record is from RefSeq and is a predicted model, not a curated record. NCBI's taxonomy places the organism in Eukaryota, Fungi, Ascomycota, Leotiomycetes, Thelebolales, Thelebolaceae.
AUGAUGAGCUUCUCGCUCGCGGCGGAUGGGGCCCGGAGUUCGGCGACGGCGGCAUUGCCGGGCUCCAAGUCCCCCGCCCUCACGAUCGACGCGAUUGCAAAGGCGGGGAAGCCGAAUAAGGUUAUUCGUAAACUGGGGCGUCCGCGCGAGAAGAGCCUCGUAAAGAAUAGUUUGGACUUGGACCGGCCGAGCGUUGACCUGGGGGUCUAUUAUGCUGCCAGCAGAAGCAGCUAUGAUGCCGGCUCAGCCUCGCAUAUCUUGGCGGAUUUGACGUGGAAUUCGAGUUCGGCGAGGGGCGGCAGGAGGCCGUAUCAUCAUAGGAGUGUGAGCGGCACGAGCCAGUUCUCAUCCCGGACGUCGGGGAGUUAUAACAGAAAUGGCGGUUUCCAGCAUCCGUGGCAGCAGACGCCGAGGCCGUACACGCCACUGGGGGCGGCAAACUAUCAAGAUAUCAUUGGGGGUGAAAUGGAGAGGAAUAGGGUGUCGUUCGCAGACGAGGAGCAAUUGGGUGUUAGGUCGGGGAGUACAUUGUCGAAUUACAAUGUUGGGGGAACGCUUAACCCCCCCUUACAAGAAGUGACAGUACUUGACGCCAAACCAGGCGAGAGUUUAUCACUUACCAUCAACACCGACUCCUUAUCAACACUACCCCGAGACUCAAACCUUCCUCUAUUGAACGCAGACGCUUCUAAAUCACCAGAAUCGAACCUUGAAUCCACAGAAGAAACUUCACCUUCAAGCAGCCGAGAAAGCAUGGAUCGCAUUCGAAACAUGCGCGCCGAGGGCGGCAUUUUUGAGAAGAAGAAACCCCUCAAUGAACUCGACGUCCUUCACGAGGCCCGCCGCCGCUUUGAGGAGAAGGAGGCCAUCAAAAUCGAGCGUGCCGAUCGCGCCCACGUGAGGGCCCUUGAAAAGAAGAACCUCAAGGAGGCUCUCAAGGCAGAGGCCCUCAACCGCAAGGCGGCCAGCGAGGCCGCCGACCACGAGAAGUACGGAGGUGACAACUUUGAAUCUCCAAUGACUAUGGAAGAUUUCCUCAACGCCAACUAUGAGGAAAUCCGCGGUGCCGAGGCCCGCCACAAGAAGCGUGCAAAGCGCGCUAUCCCCAGGGACAGCGCGGCCUAUGUUGCAAAGCAUAAAGCUCACAAUGCCUGGAUGACCUUCAUGAUCUGGUUCCGCACCAGACUCCUGAAGAUCAGCAGGAAGUUUUAG